Molecule: messenger RNA, 1087 nt
Organism: Pelobates fuscus (common spadefoot toad)
Lineage: Eukaryota; Metazoa; Chordata; Amphibia; Anura; Pelobatidae
Gene: REEP5
Product: receptor accessory protein 5
Exons: 5
Coding region: 111-680 (189 amino acids)
Source: RefSeq, a predicted model, not a curated record
UGGAAGGGCCCCUCCUCCUCCAGCCUUCCUCCCUCUCAUCUAACAUCUAACAGCCAUCACAGCUCCCGAACCCUGUGUACAGCGGCUGAUACUUUGUAUCUCACAGAGGAAUGGCUGCGGCACUCAAGGAGAGGUUCGAGAACUUCCUGCAUGAGAAGAAUUUCUUCACCGACCUCCUGGCCAAGAUCGAAGCCAAGACUGGGGUGAACAGGCGCUACCUGGCAUUGGCGAUUGUUGGCAUUGUUGCCAUUUACCUGGUGUUCGGAUAUGGGGCAUCUCUACUUUGCAACUUAAUUGGAUUUGCUUACCCUGCCUAUAUCUCAAUUAAGGCGAUCGAGAGCCCAAAUAAAGACGACGACACACAAUGGCUGACUUAUUGGGUAGUCUACGGGAUCUUCAGCAUCAUUGAAUUCUUCUCUGAUAUAUUUCUGUCCUGGUUCCCUUUCUACUACAUGAUAAAGUGUGGUUUUCUGCUCUGGUGUAUGGCUCCCAGCCCCUCCAACGGAGCCGAACUGAUCUACCACAAGAUCGUCCGCCCAUUUUUCUUAAGACACGAGGGAGAGAUGGAUCGUGUAGUGAAAGAUCUUAAAGACAAAGCAUCUGAAACUGCUGGCACCAUUGGCAAAGAAGUUAAAAAAGCGGCUGUGAACAUGCUGGGUGAUGAGAAGAAAAGCAGUUAAACACGCUUAGUGAAAGAAACCCCUUAUAAGCGUUUAACGUUUUGUAGGGGAUGGUCCUCCGAGUCGUCCUUCCCCUGUCACAGCGGCCUGAUACACAUUGAGGAGCAUUGACUGAAAAAUGCUUUAUUUCAAACCCUGCUGCAUUAUGGGGGAUUAAUAUUGUUGCCUUGGAAACCUGUUUUUUUGAUAUGAAGAGAGAAUGUGUUGAGGCUGUUAUCUAUUUUUGCUGUUGUCUGUAGAGGUGUGGGCGGAGGGGGGGACAUUUUUAUUUAAGAGCAGUCAGCAGAGUCCAAAGCGUAUUCAACACUUUUUAAUCUGUGUGUGAAUCCCUUUUCCAGCGUUUCGUCUUGUACUGCAAUAUGUAGACCUGGUUUAAAAUGAAGUAAAUCUGUUUGUCGUCUCCUGUA